This is a messenger RNA of Suillus fuscotomentosus, 1080 nucleotides long. RefSeq lists its product as uncharacterized. Lineage: Eukaryota; Fungi; Basidiomycota; Agaricomycetes; Boletales; Suillaceae. The record is from RefSeq and is a predicted model, not a curated record. Bases 1 to 1080 code for a protein of 359 amino acids. The transcript has 12 exons.
AUGUCUUAUGCACGAGGCAUAUCAGAAACACCCUCUGAAGGCUCGGAUCUUGUCAUGAUGGAGUCCAAUGAUGAGCAUGAUGAGCUCCUCUCCGACAGUCUUCGAACUGCUCCCAAGCCUGCUGCCGGCACUUUACAGAAGUACCAAUUCAUCAACGAGUUUGCACCCGAUGACUUGGAGGACCCCAUUAUCAACAGUCCACGUCCAACACAGGCUGCCAAAAUGCCCCAGCGCCGAGGUCGUAAGCGAAAGACUAAAGCCCUUUCACCUGUUAGUGAAGACGAAGGCUCGAAUGGCUGCCAGGCACAAGUUUUGAACGGCAAAUCUAAGGGUGUGAAGGCAAAGAAAGUCAAGACCAGUCGUGGAACACAGAACAAAAAGCUGGCUGUCUUUGAAUCCGAUGACGAGAAUCAGCCACAGUCCUUCCCUGAGGCCAGGCCCUCACCAGGCCAGGCCAGGCCAGGCCAGGCCCACAGGCAGGCUUUCCAGGGCCUAGGGCCUGGCCUGAUAUUUGACAAGGCCCAAGCCUCGGUCCUGGGCCCUGGCUUGUCCUCGGUGGAAGGUCCGGCGGCAAAUCCAAAACGGCAAGCAGUCUUUCGGCAGACAAAUGUGCGCCUGACGAGGGUGUUAUGGAGGACGGGCCCCAUGAAAUUUUUGAAUUUUGAAGGCAAACACUUGCGACAUGCUGUCGCAAACACUCGUGCUGACACGUCUUUCGAUGUGCUCACAGAUACUCAAUCCACAGCGCCUGUGGAAAUGCAUUCAGGAACGCUCGAUAGCGAAGGCCUCGAGUGUAUCGAUGACACCUGCACCACAGUCUCAGACACGAGCAAUGCAACAAGAGGACACGCUCAAUCAGAUGCUGUCGACGGCAAUGGAUUAUUAGAAGAUAUUGAUGUCCAAGACAUCAGCCCAAUCACGAAGGCACGCCGGGAGGACAAGACUAUGGACAUAAGUGCCUUCUUUGGAGCACCAUAUGCUGCAAAGUCGAAGGACGGCAAAACUCGUAAUGUCAGGGACUGUAAAUCAUGCCACAAAAAAGGCUUCCCACAUCAAAUUACACUUGGACGCAUAUCGUAA